Messenger RNA from Urocitellus parryii (Arctic ground squirrel), 807 nucleotides. RefSeq names its product interleukin 1 alpha (gene Il1a). Gene Ontology annotation, molecular function: interleukin-1 receptor binding; cytokine activity. The record is from RefSeq and is a predicted model, not a curated record. Gene Ontology annotation, cellular component: extracellular region. Gene Ontology annotation, biological process: inflammatory response; positive regulation of gene expression; immune response. Lineage: Eukaryota; Metazoa; Chordata; Mammalia; Rodentia; Sciuridae.
AUGGCCAAAGUCCCUGACCUGUUCGAAGACCUGAAGGACUGCUACAGUGAAGAUGAAGACUACAACUCCACCAUGGACCAUCUGUCUCUGCAUCAGAAAUCCUUCUACACCACGAGCUACCACUCACUUGGUGAGACCUGCGUGGACAAGCUGAUGUCUCGGAGCACCUCGGAAACCUCGAAGACGUCCAAGCUCACCUUCAAGGAGAGCCUGGUGCUGGUGUCUGCCAACGGGAAGACCCUGAAGAAGAGGCGGCUGAGCUUCCAUCAGCCCAUCUCCGAUGACGACCUGGAGGCCAUUGCCUACGACCUAGAAGAAGAGCCCAUCAAGCCCCGGUCCGCAUCUCGCCUCCUCCAGAACAAUGUGAGUUACACCUACAAAAGGAUCAUCCAAAAGGAGUUUGCCCUGAAUGACCCCCUCCAUCAGAGUAUAAUCCAAGACCCGACAUCUCAGUACCUCAAGGCUACGUCAUUAACUGACCAGGACCAGGAAGUGAAAUUCGACAUGGGUGCCUACAUUUCAACAACAGAGGAUUCCAAAUUUCCAGUGACGCUAAGAAUCUCUAAGACGCAUCUCUUCGUGAGUGCCCAAGAAGAAGACGAACCUGUGUUGCUCAAGGAGAUGCCAGAGACACCAAAAACCAUCACAGGGAGCGACACCAACCUCAUCUUCUUCUGGGAAAGUCACAGUGGCAUGAACUACUUCACCUCAGCCGCCCACCCGGAGCUGCUUAUUGCCACAAAGGUGGACAGUGCGGUGCACAUGGCCAGGGGCCUCCCCUCGAUGACAGAAUUCCAGAUUUCGUAA